GUAGUCCUGAGAAGAAAAAGGAGAGAUGGAAGUCAGAGAACGGCUCCCUGCUUAAAGAGCUAGGUUUGUCAAAGUCCUUCCCAUUGGACAACUCUUUGUUCGACAGCUGGCUUGCCCAGUCGGUUCAGAUCACCGCUGAUGACAUGAUGAGCCAGUGGGCUCUGGGUGCCCAGCAUGGGGACAAGAGCGGCAGCCUGCUUUCCGACCAGCUCCUGCAGGGCGAGGAGAGCCUGCUAAAUCUCAUGAUGGAGAACUCCAUGCAGUCCACUUGGAAAACGCCCCAGCUGGGUCGCAAACCACGAGGGAGCAGCAAGCCCCGUGCUCGUGGUCAUUCCACCACCCCCACCCAGCCCCAGACGCUCCUCUCUGCAGCGGCUGCCUCCGCCGCUAGCAGCCCCUCCACUGCAAAGAGCCUCUGGGUGAGUGUGGUGGAGGACAAGCCAAGCCAUGUGGGCCGGAAAGGGGAAAGGUCCAGGGGGUCCUCCAAGGCCCUGCACCACCACCACCUUCAUCACCACCAGACCAGGAGCUCUGACCUGCAGGGUGACCCACCACCGCAGCCACCCAUCUCCAAAAUGGAUUCCUGUCACAUCUCAGAGGACCAAGGCCCCUGGGAGAGCAUCCACACGGAGAAUGGCGUUGCAUCAGGGGCUGGAUCUGUUUUCACCGGAAGCUUAUCUUCACCUCCGGCCUCCAGCCCUGUGGUCACAGUUCCAGACACGGGGGCGAUCCUCCGUGGCGGGGCUCCACGACUCCGUCUGCCCCGCCAGGGUAAAUCAAGAGGGAGGGGCGUGAGCGGAGGUGGCGGCAUAGCGGGGCUGGAGUCCAUGGACCUGCCGCUCACAAGGAAGGACACGUCCCUGCUGGACGCUGCCGAGACUGACGGGUACUUCUCUGACGGCGAGCAGAGUGAUUCGGACACACGCUCUGGCGGACGCAAACUCCGCUUGCCACAGUUGCAUUCUGGGAACGAGGACCUGUUGAGAAGGAGCGUGCUGGCGUCCUAAAGAACUGAGACUCAAAUCGACACACACAAAACACACAAUUAUCCAAGCAGAGUCCCGCUGGCUAAUUGUUUCUCCAUCUGUGCCCAGUAUACAGUCUACACAACAUGGCUGGAUGGCUUUGUUCAACCAAAUCCCUGUCACAUUUACCAAUGGAAAAUCUCUUCAGCUCUGACCUGUUUUGUUUUUGGGGGGAAUUUGAAUGUAGCUGUUUGCCUGUCGUACAGUAAAUCUUCUCCACCCGACCGUAGUUUGUUGUUUAGACAACCACAAGACGCGAUACAUUCAACAAAUAGGAAACAAACAUUACCUUUUAGUCUUUUUCGUUUUGUGUUUCAGAUUCAUUCUGUUUCUGGGCGUUGAAGUACCCUGUUCUGGCCUCACGUCUGUGGUAUCUGCCAGACCUGGGAACAAACACUUUGGGGCAUUAUUAUUAUUAUUACUAUUCAAGCUGGUUUCAGGGUCUGCUUCACUUUUGGUCUUUUAUGGCCUGAGAUACACCCAACGAGUUCUUGUUUUCUUGAAUAUAUUCAAUGGAAAGACAAUGUCACUCCAGAGUUGUUCAAAAUACGUCUGCGGAAGACAUGGGACGACAUGUAUUCAGCUUUGAAAAGCACAACUAGCUAGUCAUAAGAGCUGUAAGCUGUAAGCACUCGUGUGAAUAAUAGAUGCUCAUUCAGGGUUGGGGUCAAUCCUCAUGAUGUUGAAUCAGUUUCAAAAUGUACACUAAAAGCUUAAUUCUCAAAUUUAUCGUCGCAGACUUAAAAAAAAAAAAAAAAAAAA
This is a messenger RNA of Seriola dumerili (greater amberjack), 1787 nucleotides long. RefSeq names its product E3 ubiquitin-protein ligase Jade-2-like. NCBI's taxonomy places the organism in Eukaryota, Metazoa, Chordata, Actinopteri, Carangiformes, Carangidae. The transcript is spliced from 3 exons. The record is from RefSeq and is a predicted model, not a curated record. Bases 144 to 1007 code for a protein of 287 amino acids.